CAAGGGUGCUUCUCUUUGCUGCGCCCAACUUGUUCCGAGACUCCUAAUCAUUCAAUAAUAACCAAUUGUGCUCUUCAUUUUUUGCUCGUGGUCUCGACAAAGCCUCACGUUAGCCAAGUCGCACAGAAGUUCGAACGACACCAUCCACCGUUUACCAGCAUCACCAGAUGCAGAGAGUUUAACUCGUCGCCACCAUCGUUGCAGCGUCACAGCGCUUGCCGGUUCAGCUUAGCCCAAUUGUCGCGGCAUAAUCACCAGAAUAUUCGUCUCAAGUCGCAGCUGCCAUCAUGUCAGACGUUACCACCGCCAUCACAACAGCCUGUGCCUAUAAGGCUCGGGACGGGGAUAAUAUAGCAAGUACAUCCGGAUCCGACAUUCGACCUGACGUCGAACCCCGAAGACGACGACACUCCUUCUUCAUUCCCAGGAGACGAUCCAUUGUUGGCCAUAUCAUGGAUGGCGAAGAGGGUCUUCUUCUCAAAGUCGACCUUUUCCUCUCGGAACUCGAGCGUCGGCUUGAUUUUAUUGAGAACUAUGUUGAUUUGAGUAAGGACUCCAGCAUCUCCCGUACCUUCUCUACACUUCAGGCUGUUCGUUCGAGAUGUUCCCACGCUUCUGAGGAAGUCCUUGGUGCAGGACGACGCCGUUUACAUAUUAUGGUCGAUACUCUAGAGGCAAGAUAUAAGGAGACCUUAGAGGCCGCCGAGUCGCUGAAUGAGAAGGCUCACGUUGGAGUCGAUUUACUUGAAAACAUGCUCUCUGAUUUCGAAACUAGAGCCUACAAAUUGCGUGAGCAGGGCUUCGCAAACGCCGCCAACGCUGCCGAGGCUUUCAUGGAUGAGGGACGCCGAGUUGCCAACGAAGGAAUCGAGCGUGCCAUUCAAGCCGCUCUUUCACUGGAGGAGCACAUUCAACAAGCUAUCGUUCUGGCCAAGGAAGGGCGCCUCCUCUCCUACGAUGACCUCCCCUCACCUUGGCGAAACAACCCUCACAUCCACAAGGGUUACCGUUUCACUGAAUCCAAACUCGAAUGCGUACGCUCAGCCUUUAAUCUUUCCAAUGAGCUAGUCAACAUCUGGUCCCAUGCACUGGGUCUUAUUUUGGUCCUCGCGAUCGCGCUUUAUUUCUACCCAAAUACUGCCAACUUUACACUCAGUACUAAGUCCGAUGUGUUCGUCGCGGGCGUUUUUUUUGUUAUGGCUUGCCUCACUUUGGUUUGCUCAACGGUUUGGCACACUAUGAAUGCUGUUGCAGAUGUCGAUGCCAUUUCAAUAUUUGCCUGCGUGGACUAUACCGGCAUUUCUCUGUUGAUUGCUGCCUCAAUCAUGACGACUGAAUACACAGCCUUCUACUGCGACCCUGUCAGUCGAUACGUCUAUAUGGGCUUAACAGCUUUCCUCGGAAUUGGAGGCGUCAUUCUCCCGUGGCAUCCUCGCUUUAAUGGUGCUGACAUGGCAUGGGCGCGAGUCGCUUUUUUUGUUGGCCUUGCCUUGACCGGGUUUAUGCCUAUGGUUCAGCUUGGGUGGACUCACGGACUCGACUUCGUGUACAACUUCUACUCGCCAAUCUCCAAGUCGAUGCUCGUGUACUUUACGGGCGCAGUUGUUUACGCCAGUAAGAUCCCCGAAAGGUGGUUUCCUGGCUGCUUUGACUAUGUUGGUGGAAGUCAUAACCUCUGGCAUGCCGCAGUUCUCGGAGGCAUCCUCUUCCAUUACUCGGCCAUGCAAACCUUCUUUGCCAACGCCUUCCACCGAGCAGAAGCUGGCUGCCCUUCAUACUAAAUCAUUAGGGGGUGCUGGAUGGGCCUUCACUGACCAACCCAGAACGGGCCAACAAGUUUCUCAGCCCCCUCGAAGCGUGCCAAAUGUUUGGCUGAUUCUGUUAAGUCUUGCUCGGCUUGGCCCGCGCCGUUUGGAUCUUGCUAUGGUUAGUUGCAUGCUCUACUAGAGUUGAUCUCAGCGUGACCCCUAUGGCAAGACUCUAAUC
This is a messenger RNA of Fusarium oxysporum Fo47, 1986 nucleotides long. Its product is annotated as hemolysin-III related-domain-containing protein. Gene Ontology annotation, cellular component: membrane. Gene Ontology annotation, molecular function: signaling receptor activity. The coding region runs from base 288 to 1781 and encodes 497 amino acids. The record is from RefSeq and is a predicted model, not a curated record. Lineage: Eukaryota; Fungi; Ascomycota; Sordariomycetes; Hypocreales; Nectriaceae. The transcript has a single exon.